GCAAAAUACCCCAAGGUUGUGACCCUUCCAGAAGGGCUGCUGGGAGAUUAUAUAAUCCUAAGGAACCCCAAACUUUCUGGGUUUGAACUAAUGAUUGUUUGGAAGAUACACAUAGAUGAAGAAGGGAGAACUACACCUGUUCUGGACCUUCUGACUAAAGUACCAGAGCAAGUCUUGGAGCUGAAGAUGGCAACUAUUGAAAAUGCCCCCGCCCGCUUCCGAAGCAUGCUGCUUCUGUUCGGGAUCGAGACAGCAGUCGAGAAUCUGAUCAAAGUGGUUGGCUCAGAAAAAUGAGUACCACAACGUCUUGCAACAGGUAGCAAUUUCCAAAGUAGUUUUAAUUAA
Messenger RNA from Phaethon lepturus (White-tailed tropicbird), 345 nucleotides. It is a transcript of the gene CENPP, whose product is annotated as centromere protein P. Gene Ontology annotation, cellular component: chromosome, centromeric region; nucleus. Lineage: Eukaryota; Metazoa; Chordata; Aves; Phaethontiformes; Phaethontidae. The record is from RefSeq and is a predicted model, not a curated record. Gene Ontology annotation, biological process: CENP-A containing chromatin assembly.